Molecule: messenger RNA, 1285 nt
Organism: Tarenaya hassleriana
Lineage: Eukaryota; Viridiplantae; Streptophyta; Magnoliopsida; Brassicales; Cleomaceae
Exons: 5
Coding region: 56-1033 (325 amino acids)
Cellular component (GO): chloroplast
Source: RefSeq, a predicted model, not a curated record
AUACACAUAGCAGGAGCAAAACGGAAAAACGAAGACGAAGAACGGCGAAGAAAAGAUGGUGGCGAUAUCGAUGUACAGAGGCAACCUUCACAAAGUCUCCGACGUGCCUCGCCGCUGGCGAAUGCCGGAGCGUAAACUUUCCAUCAAGGAAUUCAGAUCUCUCCUCCACCUCCGUAAACGAGCUCUAAUUCGUCUCUUCCCUGAAUCUGACCCUAAUCUUAACCCUAAGUCCGAUUCGGUCACCGAAAAGGAGACAGAGAAUCCGGAAACUGUCGACGGGAAAGAGAUUGAUGUGAAUCGGGUUAAGGAAGAUGGCGACAAGCGUGAUGAAGUUGGAGGAGUUGGGGCAGGAGGGUCGGACGGUGGGGCUUGUUACGGGAAGGAUACGGAAGUACAGGUGAAGGAAGAAGCUGAGGAUGUGGUGCGUGAGGAGGGGAAUUCCUCUGUUGUUGAGAAACCGGUCGAUGCAGCGAACGAGAAGGCUGAGGUAAAGGCAGCAACUGAUGUACUAAAUGAAACAGGAAAAAGGAGGAAAGAGAUUGAGGAGAAACUGCAAGUGCUGAACGCAAAGAAGCACAAUCUAGUCCAAGUGCUUAAGCAGAUUUUGAAUGCCGAGGAAGAAUUGAAGAGGCGUAACAACAUGCAACAGGGAGUGACAGCCAGUCGUCCAUCUCUUCCACUCCAAGUGGAUGUCUCAAAUGGCUCUGGAGCAAAUACUGGGGGUCAUACGGAAAGGGGGGAAACUGAAGAAGCAGUGACUCCUAACGUUCAAUCCCGCAAUACGCUCCGUUUUAGCGGUGUCUCUCCAUCAUCAGAGUCUCCUCUAAGAAGGGCAACCUUCUCUCGACACAAUAUGGUACCGCAUCCAUCUCGGGCGAGUCCACGCAUUGGUCCAGCUCAACCCGGGAAUCCACCUCCCGUGGUAUCGGUUUCUGCUUCCGGGACAAACUACAUUGCAUCUUCUCCUUCCCCAGCUGCGUCUGGAGGCACAUCUGUUUUCAGGGAUUCACGGCUUCAAAGCCCUUGGAACUGAAGGAAAGGAGCUGUUCAGGCACCGAAUCCCUUUUGCAGAUUUGUAAAUCCUCCAAAAGUUUUUAGCUUUCUGAUCUGCUGUGCAGUGGGAAGGAGACUGUCACAGUUUCCUUUUUUUUUUUUUUUUUUUUUUUUUUUGCUCAGCUUCGAUUUCUAUUGGAUAUUCAUUACCCCAAUGUGAAAAUGUAGUUUUGUUUGCUUCAUGUAUGAAAUUGUGUUGUUGAUUCAUCAUUUUUCUGAUUAGUAAGUCUCU